UUGGCGCUUCGUGCCUCUGACGUCAUCCGUAGGUGGUUGUGAACUUCCUAGUUUGGACUCACUUUUAUGUCAACAAAGCAGCGGGGUCCGGCUAACGCGACGUGGACCUGAAUCCCCCUCGUUCCUCCGCCUCUCUGUUCUUCUUCGGUUCCGUUUGAGUGUUCGUGGAUCUUCAAAAUGACUUUUCAGGGAGUUCUCUCGGCGGUUCUGGUCACCCUCUGUUGGCUGGUUGUGUCCCUGGCGGGGGAUGUGCCCGAUCCCGCAGCUGCCGCCGUAGUCACCACUGCGGUGCCCAGACCUGCGGUGACGAACUCCAGCGGGGUGAACUCGACCCACUCGAGCGACGGGAACGGCUCCAGAGGACUGUUUAACGGCCUCAACGUAGACAGCUCCAUGAUCCAGCGGGCCCUGUAUGUCCUGAUCGGCAUCACCAUGAUCGGAGUCCUCUACUUCCUCAUCCGAGCCGUGCGGUGAGUUCGCACCAAACUCCGAUCACAUAUGAGGGGAUUUAGUCAAGCACCGAAAACGCAUAAUAAAACACCAACAACACGGAAAACAGCCUCUCUCAAACUUUUCUGUGCUGGACAUUUUAAUUUCCCAAAGUGAAACAGCUGUCGGAGAGGAAACAUAAAUUCACUGUUUUCUGAAUGAGGUUUGGUGUAGUAACUGUGCCCAUGCCACGAAACAGAAGGUUGUAAGGUUAUUUUCUGGGCUAAGUCAGUUUUUUGGGCAUAUAUUGGGUCGGUUUUAUGCCCAACAAAUUAAGAGAAAUCUUGUAAGUAAUACAGAUGUAAUUAAGUCAGGAGAGCGGUGUGUUAAAUGACGCCUAACCAAACCUGGUUCGUAAGUCUAGCAGUUAGUGCAAUUUUGCUUCAUCUGCGCAUUUAUAUCGGUUACCACAGCAUAUUGAUUAGCCUUUUCAAUUUAAAGGAGGCCAGUCUUCAAUUCGGCGUCUAUUACAUAAACUUAAACAAGAAGUACUUGGUAAAGUAUUGACCUACCAAUUCUUACAAAAGUUGUGCAGCAGUUUGAGAAGUCACCUCCUCAUUCUGUGAGGUUAGAAUAACCACAAUCCUACUUGGUGGUGGCAGCACAACUUUAUCAGGUGACUACAUAUUUAGGUCAUGCUGCAAGAUGGGAAACAUCUCAUAGAACGUGGGAGCUCCUUCAGAUCAUAUAGAAAUGUUGGAAAUAAAGAGUGUAAAAUUCGUAGUUUUCUGAAAGGGGUUUGGUGUAACGUCCUCUACAUUAGAAGAUUGACAGGAUAGGGACUUGUUCAUGGGGUAAUUUCAGUUUUGUCUCGGCUUGUUCAGAGUACAAAAGAGCAUUGCCUAGUAAUUAUAAAUUUACAUGACAAAGCACCAAACCCCAUUUAAAUAUAUAUCAAUUUAACACUCCCUUUCCAGUCAGCAGAGGGAUAAAUGCUGAAAGAUACACUGAAUGCACUCAGGUGAGGUUUAGUGAAAUACUCCUAAAUUCUGUUUGAAUUUCACCUGCUUUAUAGCGAGUGAUUCACCAAUUAGCUAAACCUAACUUCUGCAUAGCUCUAUAUAUGUGCUAAAAACAACUUAAAUACAUUGAGUCCUGGGUAUAUGUCUAAGGCCUGCACGCCAACAGAUGUCACACCAAAUUCCAUUCAAAGUUGAGUAAUUUUAUGCUUUAUCUCUGUGUGUAAUAUGUGAGUCAUGUGUUUUUCUCAUGCAGCUGGAUACUCCCUUCAGUUCUGCUUUAGCUAAUCUUAUUAUGGAUUUUGUGUUUGUGGCUGACUUCAGCCCAAUAAACUUUGGACAACCUGAUAACCGUGAAACAAUUCUUUCAUUACUUAAACACAGGAACCUCUGUCACACCAAAUCCCAUUCAUAAGUGUCAUAAUUUAAUACUUUAUCUCCUAUCAGCCGCUGUACAUAAACUAUAAAACAUCAUUCAGGUGUUUUUAUGGAGCUACUUGUUCCUCUUUUGAGUUUGGCUUCUUUCUGAUCCACCAAACUUUAUUUUCAGGCUGAAGAGACCAGCUCAGAGGAAAAAGUAUGGUCUGCUGUCAAACUAUGAUGACUCUGUGGAGAUGGAUGGGAUGGAGAGCGAAGAGGACGACACGCUGUACGAGGCUCGCAGCCUCCGCAGGUCAGAGUUCAACAACAUGUCACUGUGGUGCUUUUUAUCUCAGAGACAGGCUUCAUUUUUUUAUCUGUUUGUGGACGCAGAAAUCUCCAAAUAUUGAGCAAUAUUUUCUUUUUUAUCUAAAUGGACAAAUAAAGUGAGGAAUAAAGACAAACCUGCUUCGUUAAAUUCAUCAGAUUUGACCCUGAAUCUGUUUAAAGCUCAGGACAAACUUGAUAUGAAAUGUAGAUUCAUUCAGAUGGGGAUAAUACUGUAGAUGUGUACCAAUAAAUUAUUAAUUUGUUUUUUUCUGAGUGAGGUUUGUAUAUGGAGCAACAGGAAGGUCGAAUAAACCUGUAAAAUAAAAAUAAAAUGACAAUAAAUAAUUAAAACUGAAGGUUGGAAUUACAUUAAAGUUAUAAAUCACGGUCUUUAACCUGACAGAAAUAUUUGAAUACACUUUAGUGUGAUUGAAACUUAACGGUUAUAUGGAAGGAGGUAAUUAGAUGAAGAUUUUGAGAAUAAAGAUGUAAUAUCACCAGAAUUAAGUCAUAAUAACAUGAGAAUAAAGUCACCAGAAAAUAAAGUUGUUUUAUAAGUAUACUCAAAUCAAGUCGUCUGUCUUCCCCUGGCACGGCUACAGGACUUACGUGUCCCUGGUGUCUCCGUCAUCUCCCCCGUCUCUAUGUUCGACUCUGUGUUUAACUUAACCGACGCCUCCCCCGUCUCCCUCACCUCCACUUUUUCCGUCGCUAUCACCUAGCUAAAAAUUCGUCUCAGAUUGUAAGUCAUGAAUUAAAUUGAAAAAAAGAGUCCGAUGCUGCAUUCGAGUUUCCUCAGAAGUCAGAAGUCCGAGCUGAAAAUGAUGUCUCACCUGAGUUCCCAGCGUUUCAGUUUCAAAGUUGGAAUAAAGCUAAAUCGGAGGCGGGAACAAGCUAGCUACAUCUACGAAAGUUAUUUUAGCGCUUGCCUUUUAUUCGGACAAGGCGAGUGCUAACUGGAAUUUACGGAGAGUCCAUGGGAACUUUUAAGGCGUCAGUGGUUGUGAUUUUUAAAACGGCGCUGAUAGUGAGUACUUACGCUGUGAGACAGAUCGGGCAGCUCCAUUUCUUCUUCUUCGUUUGUUUUGUGCGCUCAGGAGUGUGCGGUAAUUCACAAGAUACCCAACGGUGCCCCCCCACACUAUGAUGGUGAAAACGCGAAUUGACAGAAAUUCUUGUCAAUGGAAAAAAAAAAUUACUUUUUUCAUAGGAUGGUAGGGAAAGGUCCCGCCUCCUUCGCCUCUGAUUGGCUAGAAGUGCUGGGCUCUGAUUGGUUAUUCCUUAUGGCUUUGAAACGUUGUCGUCUGUCGGGUUAGAGUUAGGAGAUUCAGAAUUGCGAUAAUGUUCCGUUCAAUGUACAGAGCCGUGUGAUGAUGUUUCCAGCUUUUCUAGCCAAUCAGAGGUGAAGGAGGCGGGACCUUCCCCGAACCAUCCUAAAAAAAUAUAUUGCACAGGGGAAACAGUUAAGACUGUCAGACAGAAGGAUGUGAAGUAAAAUACUGACAUUUUCUUCAGAGUUAGAUCUUGGUGUGUUUUUCUGUGUAACGUGUUCAUGAAUGAAUCGUAGAAGCGAUGGAGCGACUUUAUCAUCAGGCAGCUGAAGUUACAGAGACGUCAUCUGUGUCUGCUGCAUCAUCUGAACUCUGCUCUCCUGUCGUAACUCCUGAUGAAUGUAUUGAUCAUGUGAUUGAUCAGUUUUAUCUGUUUGUGUGUGUUCAGAUGAGGGGUGUCUGCAUCGUCUCCUCCUGGUGGAUCAGACGGGGAGAUCAGCUGAUAUUGAUUCUGGAUCGGAGAGAGGGGAUGAGCCAAUGACUGCUGAGGAGAAAAACGGACCAAACAGUUCUAGAGGAAAAUUGCCAAAGCUGCUGGAGGAGCUCGAGCAGGAUAAUCCUUAUUUUUGAAGAUGGGAGCGGACGUGACGGUUCUGUGGAUCAUUUCCUCUCUUUGUUAUUAUUAUUAUUAUUAUUAAUAUUAUUAUUAUUAUUUCAGAGACUCUCUCUCUUCUCUGCGUUUCACCCUGAGCGCCUCUCGGCUCUGACUCUGUGCUUUAACUACUGUAAACUGACUCCAGAGCAGCUCAUAAACUCAGUCUGAUCAGGACUCUGACCCUCCACAUCGCUCAGACCUGAACCUCCGACCCCCCCGGUGCCUGAGUGAUCUGCUCAAACAUGGUGUUUCAAAAAGAAGGGUUUCUUUUUUUCACCCUGCAGUGUUUCUCAUAAACUCCUCUGACUUCACUCUUCUGUUGUCGGGAUUCGAAGAAACGAGGACUCUCCAGAAACCCCCUUUAAGGUCCUCUCUAAUCCGGUUUAGUCUGAGUGAUCCUGUUUAAGGUAAUAUUCAAUCAAAGCGCCGCGUCCACGCCUCACUGAGAGCGAGGAACUUUCAGAGGAACUCCAGAACUUUCAAACCUGGGCUCUGAUUUUACACAUCUGCUGAAAUCCCUAAAUGCAUUUUUACGCUCGUCCCAGUGUGAGGGGUCGACGCCAAGAAAACCUCUUCGAUGGGCGCCGACAUGACGGGGAUGGAUCUGAGACACGCUCAGGAGCCUCAUUGGUCCACAGAGCUGUCAAUCAUGGGGUUACAACCCUUUUUACUUCAUCCAAUAACCAAUUAAAACUGAAAACCACAACAUUUGGACAAAAAUCAGCCUGAUAGAACGAUAACGACAGAAACAUUUGUAUGACCUUUGACCCUUUACAUGACGGUGACAGGCUUUUGCUGCGUUCGAGUUUCCUCGGUGAGCAGAUGUCGGAGCUGAAAAUGACGCGAGUUCCCGGCGUUUCAGUUACCGUCAUAAAUACGCAAAAUCGGAGGCUGAAACAAAAUGGCUACAUCUGCAAAAGUUAUUGUAGCGCUUGUCUUAUAUUCGGACGAGGUAGGCGCUAAAAUAACUUUCGUAGAUGUAGCCAUCUUGUUUCAGCCUUCGAUUUAGCUUUUUUUAACUUGGUAACUGAAACGCCGGGAACUCUGGGAACCAAUCAGCAGAGGGAGCUCUAACUCUUUAGUUUGACAGUCAGUGAAGGUGGUCUCCUUGAUGGUGUCGGUCCCGAACUCCAGAGUCUCACAGAAGGUCGACUCCUGUACCCUGUGAGUGACAGGUCCUGUUCUCUCAGCGUAGUCGGGUCUGUUUGUGAGGAGCGGUGAAAGAGCUGAUCGUGGUUUAAAGUCAUCUUCUCCGUCUGAGUGUGUCAGCGACUGUUGGAUCAGGAUUAGGUCGCAGACAUGACAGACAGGAUGAGCUCAUCCUCCGCAGACUCUCCUGUGGAGCUGUUAGUCACGACCCCAAAUCCUCUAAAAAAGCCAGUUUUCAGUUUUCAGCCCCGCCCCUUAAAGCUCAGGUCACACCAUCUAUGAGGGAUUAAAGCUCCUGUGAGGAACUCUCCACUUUGGCGCCACCCUCUGGACAAAGCUGUACCUCAUUACUCAGAUUUGUCCUAAACAUGUGUAAGUGGUGUUGGUUUAUCACUCAGCUAAAAUCUCUGCCAUAAAAAAUGUAAAAAGGCUGUUCCAGUUAAUCAACCUACCCCCUGUCAGCAGUGUUCGACACUGAAAUGACCAAACAGGAAAGUUGAACCCUCUCACAGAUCAUCUUGUUUGUUUUUGUUCGUCAUAAAGAUGCACCAACAUGAAUUUUAGUCUGUUCAGUAAGCAAAUAAAACUCACCACAGGAGCUUUAAUGUUAUAAAAACUCCUCACAGGAGCUUUAAUGUUAUUAAAAACUCCUCACAGGAGCUUUAAUGUUAUAAAAACUCCUCACAGGAGCUUUAAUGUGAUUAAAAUUCCUCACAGGAGCUUUAAUGUCAUAAAGACUCCUCUUAUAAAAACUCCUCACAGGAGCUUUAAUGUGAUUAAUAUUCCGAAAAUGAGCUUUAAUGUGAUUAAAAACUCCUCACAGGAGCUUUAAUGUCUCAAAAAUUACUCACAGGAGCUUUAAUGUUGUUAAAAGUCUUCACAGGAGCUUUAAUGUCAUAAAGACUCCUAACAUGAGCUUUAAUGUGAUUAAAAACUCCUCACAGGAGCUUUAAUGUCAUAAAGACUCCUCUUAUAAAAACUCCUCACAGGAGCUUUAAUGUCAUAAAAAGUCCUCACAGGAGCUUUAAUGUCAUAAAGACUCCUCUUAUAAAAACUCCACAGGAGCUUUAAUGUCUUAAAAAUUACUCACAGGAGCUUUAAUGUUGUUAAAAAUCUUCACAGGAGCUUCAUUGUUAUUAAAACCCCUUACAGGAGCUUUAAGGAUGCCUUCCAGCUCUUAACUGAGACUUUCUUCGUGUUAUUAUUCUGGAGCAUAACUCCCGUUUACAGCAGUUGGUGCCGCUGUAUUAAAGUGAGUCUAUUUCAGUGGAGAAAGUGCUGCCCAACAGAGACUACAGUUUAUUUCACUCUCUAUGAUGGAAUCUAGUGUUACUGGUUUAAUGCUGAGCGCCCUCAUGCCUUGGUUAUCGUGUGUUAGUGCAUCAUUAAUAACUCUGAUUUGCUUUGAUACAGAAUUUUAUCCUGUAAAUAAGAACUGUUAAGGAACUGGAUAAGGUAAAUUAAGGCCCGGGUUAAUAUUUGAGGAUUAAUGUGUAAAACCAGGAGCCAGGUUUGAAAGUGACAGAAGUGCCCUUUAACAUGGACCCAGGAUCUACCAUCACGUUGAUCAGCUGGUUUAUCACUUGGUGCCGUCAUCCUCUCGCGGUUUCACUGAAGGUUUUGUAGAAAUAAGAGUAACCAUAGAAACGAGGUCACACUGAGAGACAGACACACUUUUCAUGACGUGACAGUUUGAGUUGUUUCCUGCUGCAGUUUUCUUUACACUUAAUUUGAAUAAAUUGUACAAAAUGUAUAAACUGAUUCUAUUUUCCUCAAAUACAA
This is a messenger RNA of Xyrichtys novacula (pearly razorfish), 6995 nucleotides long. The record is from the annotation of a GenBank genome assembly. NCBI's taxonomy places the organism in Eukaryota, Metazoa, Chordata, Actinopteri, Labriformes, Labridae.